AUGUGGUCAAGAAAAUCCGCAUAUUCAUUUGUAUCUGAUUCAUAUGAUACAUUAGUUAAAUUAUGGGAUACACGUUCAUUAAAAGCUUCUCUUUAUGAUCUUCAAGGACAUGAAGAUCGAGUUUUGUGUGUUGAUUGGUCAAUAGAACAAUUAAUUCUUUCAGGAGAAGCUGAUAAUUCAUUGAAAAUGUUUUCAUUUAAAUGA
Rotaria sordida is the source of this 204-nucleotide messenger RNA. NCBI's taxonomy places the organism in Eukaryota, Metazoa, Rotifera, Eurotatoria, Philodinida, Philodinidae. The record is from the annotation of a GenBank genome assembly.